Molecule: messenger RNA, 1309 nt
Organism: Chenopodium quinoa (quinoa)
Lineage: Eukaryota; Viridiplantae; Streptophyta; Magnoliopsida; Caryophyllales; Amaranthaceae
Product: flavanone 3-dioxygenase 3-like
Exons: 3
Coding region: 39-1100 (353 amino acids)
Source: RefSeq, a predicted model, not a curated record
UUUUUUUUUUUUUUUUUUUGGUUUGCUUAUAUUCCCUCAUGGAAAGUGACAUGUGCUUUCAAUGUUUUAGCACUGGACAAAGUGCACAAGAAAAGGGAUUGACACAUAUUCCAGAGUGCUAUGAGGUUCCCUCCUCUGAACGUCCCAGCUUGAGCUCACUUGAAGCUCAGAUUCCUGUUGUUGACCUGGCUGGAUUGCAAAUGGGCCCUACUCACCGCUUAGCUGUCAUUGAAAGCAUUGGAUAUGCUUGCAAGCGCUUCGGAUGUUACCAUGUUGUUAAUCAUGGCAUUGACCAGUCAAUCUUAGACAAAGCACUUGGUGCUGCAAAUGAGUUUUUUCGGUUGCCUGCUGAUGAAAAUUUGAAGUUUAUGUCGAAGGAUGUACACAAACCAGUGAGGUAUGGGACAAGUCUCAAGGAUGGUGUUGAUAAGAUUCAAUUUUGGAGGGUUUUCCUUAAACAUUAUGCAAAUCCCUUGAACGACUGGGUUCAGUCUUGGCCUGAGAAUCCACCUGCUUACAGGGGAGACAUGGGAGCAUACUCUUCAGAAGUGCAAAAACUAGCAGUGGAAUUAGCAGGAGCUACCACAGAGAGUCUUGGCUUGGGUCCCAAGUAUCUGAGUGAGAAGAUGGAAGAAGGCAUGCAGGUAAUAACCACAAACUGUUACCCACCUUGUCCUCAACCUCGUCUCACGCUUGGGUUGCCUCCACAUUCGGAUUACAGCUGCUUGACCAUCCUACUUCAGAGCUCUCCGGGGCUCGAAGUCAUGGACAUGCAAGACGGUGGCUCUUGGAAACUCGUGCCCUACAUUAGUGGUGCCCUGCUAGUUCACAUUGGAGAUCAUUUUGAGGUAUUAAGCAAUGGGUUGUACAAAAGUGUGGUGCAUAGGGCUGUUCUUAAUUCCCAGAAGACUAGGAUAUCCAUUGCAAGCUUUCACAGUAAGGGGUUGCUUGAGAAGAUGGAGCCUGCUCUUGAGUUGGUGGAUGCGGAUCAUCCCAAGGCAUACAAGGGAAGUAGCUUCAAGGAUUUCUUGGAUUUUCUAAGUGCUAAUGAUAUUGGGCAAGGGAAAAUAUGCUUCCUGGACACCCUUAAAAUAAAAUAGUUAGCCUAUCCUUAAAAAUACAAUAGUUAGCCUAUCCGUUAUAGUCACCCAUAUAUAUCGAAAUUAAGUUUUUACCGCCAAUCUCUCUAUUUAUUAUUAUUUUUUUUUAAAAUAUAAUGAUGUUAUAAAAAUACAUAGUAGGUAGUACUAGUUCUAUUCCAUAAUGUUCUACCCACUUUUUGUUUCAGUUCAUUCCAUGCAGUUUUACU